Trematomus bernacchii (emerald rockcod) is the source of this 1660-nucleotide messenger RNA. Its product is annotated as cytochrome P450 2K1-like. NCBI's taxonomy places the organism in Eukaryota, Metazoa, Chordata, Actinopteri, Perciformes, Nototheniidae. Gene Ontology annotation, cellular component: cytoplasm; intracellular membrane-bounded organelle. The record is from RefSeq and is a predicted model, not a curated record. Gene Ontology annotation, biological process: xenobiotic metabolic process. The coding region runs from base 93 to 1610 and encodes 505 amino acids. Gene Ontology annotation, molecular function: iron ion binding; oxidoreductase activity, acting on paired donors, with incorporation or reduction of molecular oxygen, reduced flavin or flavoprotein as one donor, and incorporation of one atom of oxygen; heme binding. The transcript is spliced from 9 exons.
CCAUCAGACUAAUAGAUAAGCACAUUACCUGCCUGGGCUGUUUCCAUACCAUAAGCUCCAAAAGAAAGAAGGAAGCUUUUUCUUUUGAAAUCAUGGGGCUAUUGGAUCUGUUUCUCCAGUCUUUCAGUUCCAUCUCCCUUUUUGGAGCUCUGGUUGUCCUGCUGCUCGUCUACAUUCUCUACUCCUCCAGCUUCAGCUCCCAGGAUGAAGGGAAGGGACCUCCAGGUCCAAAACCACUUCCCCUACUUGGGAACCUGCUGCAGCUUGACCUCAAGAGACCCUACCACACAUUUAUGGAGCUUUCCAAGAAAUAUGGAUCCGUUUUCACAGUGCAUUUGGGACCCCAAAAAGUGGUGAUCCUGGCUGGAUACAAAACUGUGAAGGAGGCACUUGUCAACUAUGCAGAUGAGUUUGGUGACAGAUAUUCAAUGCAAAUAACAAAAGAAACUAGUGGAGGCCAUGGACUUGUAUGGUCCAACGGUGAAUCAUGGAGAGAGAUGAGGCGCUUUUCCAUGACUAAACUCAGAGACUUUGGAAUGGGCAAGAGGGCUAGUGAGGACAAAAUCAUUGAGGAAUGCACCUACCUCAUUGACGUGUUAAAGAAAUGUAAAGGAGAAGCUUUUGAUACAACUCAACCCAUAUCCCAGGCGGUGGCUAAUAUGAUCUGCUCAAUUGUUUAUGGCAGCAGAUUUGAAUAUGAUGAUGCAGAGUUUACAUCACUGGUACAUCGAGCACACAGAAAUAUUGAACUCCUGGGAUCCCCGUCAAUACAGGUGUUUAACAUGUUCCCAUGGAUCGGUAAAUGGAUUGCUGACAGAAAGGAACUUCACACGAUAAUUGCUGAGAGCAAGAAACGUAAUCAGCAGUUGUUUAGUCGUUUGAAAGAGACCCUCAAUCCACAGAUGUGCAGAGGACUUGUGGACGCCUUUCUGCUCCGAAAGCAAAAUCUUGAGGAAUCCGGAAUCACCGACAGUCACUUCCAUGAUAAAAACCUGAUACAGACGGUUCUUAAUCUCUUUACUGCUGGCACUGACACAACAGCAACUACACUGAGAUGGGCACUACUAUAUAUGGCCAAGAAUCCAAAAAUACAAGAACAGGUCCAGGAGGAGCUAAGCAAGGUUAAAGGAGGUCGUCAAGUGCAGGUUGAGGACAGGCAACACCUGCACUUCACAAAUGCCGUCAUCCACGAAAUCCAGCGACUGGCUAACAUCGUCCCCAUGGCACUUCCUCACAAAAUGAGCCAAGACAUCACUUUCCAGGGUCACUUCAUUAAGAAGGGGACCACAGUGUAUCCUCUCUUGACAUCCGUCCUGUGUGAUGAGACUGAGUGGGAACACCCCAGCAGCUUUUAUCCUGCUCACUUCCUGGACAAAGAUGGGAAGUUUGUCAAGCGAGAUGCCUUCUUGCCUUUUUCAGCAGGUCGCAGGCAGUGUCCUGGGGAGAGUCUGGCCAGAAUGGAGAUUUUCCUCUUCUUUACCAGCCUUUUGCAGCACUUUCGUUUUACUCCUCCUCCAGGAGUUUCGGAGGAUGAAUUGGAUCUGACUCCAAUAGUGAGCGCUACCGUUAGCCCGUCACCUCAUAAACUGUGUGCUGUUUCUGUUGUGUGAGCUUUACAAUGCUGCUUCUCUAACAGUCAAUGGUGCGAGUUGGUUCAAGA